Molecule: messenger RNA, 1077 nt
Organism: Postia placenta MAD-698-R-SB12
Lineage: Eukaryota; Fungi; Basidiomycota; Agaricomycetes; Polyporales; Adustoporiaceae
Exons: 1
Coding region: 1-1077 (358 amino acids)
Cellular component (GO): mitochondrial intermembrane space; cytoplasm
Molecular function (GO): coproporphyrinogen oxidase activity
Source: RefSeq, a predicted model, not a curated record
AUGGCGUCGACAUCCAAACCUAUGCGCCAACAGGUCGAGGAGUACAUCUCUGACCUCCAGGAGAAAAUCGUUUCGGCUUUCGAGAAGCUCGAACCCGGCUCGCCCUCGUUCAAGCGCGAUGCCUGGACGCGUCAGCAGGGCGGCCGCGGUCUCUCCUGCGUCUUCGCCGUCCCACACCCCUCCACGUCCGAGGCCGCUGCCGCCGCGCAGAACACCGUGCUCGAGAAGGCGGGUGUCAACAUCUCUAUUGUCCACGGUACUCUACCCCCAGCCGCCGUCAAGCAAAUGCGCGCCGAUCACGGCUCUAUGGCGAGCCUCGAGGGCAGUCUCCCGUUCUUCGCGGCCGGCAUCAGCCUUGUCAUCCACCCAAGGAAUCCGCACGCGCCCACCGUGCAUGCCAACUACCGCUACUUUGAAGUGACCGAGCCCGCUGCUCAGGGUGGAGAGGAGGCCACGGCUGCAAGCGCGCAGGGCAAGGUGGUCGCAUGGUGGUUCGGCGGCGGGUCCGACCUCACGCCGUCGUACCUGUACGAGGAGGACGCGCGACACUUCCACGCUACACUCAGGGACGCAUGCGCUCCACAUGGCUCCGCGAUAUACCCAACCUUCAAGAAAUGGUGCGACGAGUAUUUCUUCAUUCCCCAUCGCAACGAGGCUCGCGGCAUCGGGGGGAUCUUCUUCGACGAUCUCUGCGACGAGCAGCACAAGCGAUUCGGCGAUCUGGACGCGCAGCGCCCCCGCACCCCUGACGCGAUCUUUACUCUGCUGCGCAGCCUCGGCGAUGCAUUCGUGCCGUCGUACCUCCCGAUCCUCGAGCGUCGCAUGCGCAUGCCGAGCGACGAGCACGCCCGUCGUUGGCAGCUGCUCCGCCGCGGACGAUAUGUCGAGUUCAAUCUGGUGUACGACCGAGGGACGCGUUUCGGGAUGCUGACACCGGGCGCGCGGAUCGAGAGCGUGCUGAUGAGCUUGCCGGAGACGGCGCGGUGGGAGUACAUGAGCGACCUCGGCGGCGAUGGUGAAGGGAGUGAAGAAGGGAAGAUCAUCGAGGUGCUCCGGAAGCCGCGAGAUUGGGUGUGA